AUGAUUUCAAAAGCAUGUGAAGAAGGACUUUGGAAGAAGACAACUACUGUACAUUUUCGAGAUGAUGGUGAUGAGUUUGAUGAAAGGAAUGUACUUCAUGUAGCAAGUAAUAAAGGAAAUCUCAAACUUGUCAAAUCUCUCAUUGAAUGCGGCUGUGAUAAAGGUACAAAGAGUUCACGUGGCUUGACUCCACUCAAUUAUGCAUCGUUUAUUGGCCAUAUUGAAAUUGUUAAAUAUCUUAUCUCUGUUGGAGCUGAUAUAGAAGCAAAGGAUAUUGAAGGAGAUACUUCACUCAUUUAUGCAUCAAGAAAUGGUCAUCUUGAAGUUGUUCAAUAUUUAAUCGCUAUUGGUGCUAAUAAAGAAGCAAAGGAUAAUGAUGGAUGUACUCCACUCGAUUAUGCAUCAAGUAAUGGUCGUCUUGAAGUUGUUAAAUAUCUUAUCUCUGUUGGAGCUGAUAAAGAAGCAAAGAAUAAUAAUGGAUCUACUCCACUCAUUUCUGCAUCAGCUAAUGGUCAUCUUGAAGUUGUUAAAUAUCUUAUCUCUAAUGGAGCUGAUAAAGAAGCAAAGGAUAAUGCUGGAUCUACUCCACUCAUUUGGGCAUCAAAAGAAGGUCAUCUUGAAGUUGUUAAAUAUCUUAUCUCUAAUGGAGCUGAUAAAGAAGCAAAGGAUAAUGCUGGAUCUACUCCACUCGAUUAUGCAUCAAGAAAUGGUCAUCUUGAAGUUGUUCAAUAUCUUAUCUCUGUUGGAGCUAACAAAGAAGCAAAGGAUAAAUAUGAAUAUACUCCACUCAUUUCUGCAUCAGAUAAUGGUCAUCUUGAAGUUGUUCAAUAUCUUAUCUCUAAUGGAGCUGAUAAAGAAGCAAAGAAUAAUAAUGGAUGGACUCCACUCAUUUGGGCAUCAAGAUAUGGUCAUCUUGAAGUUGUUCAAUAUUUAAUCUCUAAUGGAGCUGAUAAAGAAGCAAAGGAUAAAUAUGGAUAUACUCCACUCAUUUUUGCAUCAGUUACCGGUCAUCUUGAAGUUGUUCAAUAUCUUAUCUCUAAUGGAGCUAACAAAGAAGCAAAGGAUAAUGAUGGAUGGACUCCACUCAUUUGGGCAUCAAGAUAUGGUCAUCUUGAUGUUGUUAAAUAUCUUAUCUCUAAUGGAGCUGAUAAAGAAGCAAAGAAUAAUAAUGGAUCUACUCCACUCAUUUGUGCAUCAGAAGAAGGUCAUCUUGAAGUUGUUCAAUAUCUUAUCUCUAAUGGAGCUGAUAAAGAAGCAAAGAAUAAUGAUGGAAAAACGGCAUUAGAUCUUGCAACAGACAAU
Trichomonas vaginalis G3 is the source of this 1302-nucleotide messenger RNA. Its product is annotated as ankyrin repeat, PH and SEC7 domain containing protein SECG-related family. The annotation marks the transcript as partial. Gene Ontology annotation, molecular function: protein binding. The transcript has a single exon. The record is from RefSeq and is a predicted model, not a curated record. Lineage: Eukaryota; Parabasalia; Trichomonadida; Trichomonadidae.